This is a messenger RNA of Amoebophrya sp. A120, 2045 nucleotides long. NCBI's taxonomy places the organism in Eukaryota, Dinophyceae, Syndiniales, Amoebophryaceae. The record is from the annotation of a GenBank genome assembly.
UCUCUCUCCUCGGAAAUCCUGCUGGACCUUUCUCCAUCCGAAUGGCGGUCUUUGUCUGUUGCGGCUCUGGCACAGACGCUUCUGUGCGCAGAGGAACGAAGGUCCUCUCAAGGCAGAAGCAGUACCGGCUCAGCACUUCUUGCUGACGCACUUCCACGACGCUCUUUGAGGAAGGACGAGACUCCGUCAUGGGUGCGGGAACGAGUGCGAUUUUUGCCGGGGGACAACCUGGUUCGGGGACCGGCGUUGCCUGAUCGUGACACCCGGCUGCUGCCUAGUUUGCUGGUUUUGGCGCGACAAGCCAACGACUUCUCAGACGCUUUGAAAGCGCCUCAAAGCGACUUUGUCAGCCUGACCGCUGUCAGACAGCCGCUCCGACUGGUCGAUAUGAUGGAAAAUUUGCGGCACGGAAACCCAAACCGGCCGCGUGAGCAUGGAUCGGUCGCAAUGGGGGAGGAUGCGACCUCGAGGCCGCCUAGACCACAAUCAACGAUGCACUCUGUUAUACCGAAUGAACGGGACGUCGACGACUUGCGAUCUUUUCUCGAUUCAAUCGCCACCAAGUAUGAAGAGGGCACCGAAACUCUUGCCGCCGAAGGAGUCACGCGUGGGAUGAUUGACCUGUCUCGCGAAUUGGUGAUGGAAUCACCCUUUGUUGUAGCGCUCUCAGCCUGGCUGGAUACUUUGGUGUGGCAAAUCCAGCAUGUGGUUGAGGCAGAAGUUGUAGCUGAAGUAGCAGGCCGGGCGGAACGCGGUGUUGAUCAGGUAGACUCAGAAACCAAAAAGCAGAGAAACCGACAUGCACGAAAGGCUCUUGAGGAGCAAUUUAAGCGGGACCUGAAUGACGUCAUCUCUACGUCGCCGGCACACGACGACCAGGCUGCAGCGACUGGUUACGGAAUCCUACAAGGUUAUCGUGCGCGGACAUCAGACAGUGCUCUUCGCAGACUCAGGGAAUGGGCCCUCUGCGAAGAUAGCUCUUUGGCUCUCCAAGAGCAGGAUUGGUUUUUCGAAAUUCUCGCUUCGCAGCUGAUUGGCAAACUCAAACAGAAGAUCCGGCGCGUCGCCGCAGCACGACGACAAAUGCUCAAUGGCAAUGGGAGUAUCGCUAGUGUCCGUGGUGUUUUUGCAUCGCAGUUGGUCAAGUUAGUUCCAAGAGUGAAAGUGGCUGUUGUGGCGGACAACCGGCGAUGGCUUUACGAUCUCCCACCCGAGGAGUUUUCUGAUUUGUCACCGUCAAUGGAGCUGGCCAUCACGUUCAGUGCGGUAGAGCUUGACUCUUCUGGAAUUAGUGGAAGUUCUGUUGGUGGAGCUCAGCUGCUGCAGCAACAUGAAGAGCGACGUGGCGCUGACAGACCACACACAGCAGGCCGGUUCUUGUUUACAACACGCACGCGUUCUGCUGAGGAGCAAGAGCAAGACCGCCUAGAGCACAGAAUGGUAGGCAAUCAAGGACGUCAUGCGGAAGAGGAGCAAGAUGACAUCAACAUCUUGUAUGGACGGCAGGGAAAUUAUGCAGGAUCCCUGGUACUGCAGUUUGGCCUCAUGUUCGAGGCUCCCCUGCCCCCGACAAACCAGCGUGUCGAUCAGUCAUCUGGUAAGGGGGAUGCUCAACACAAGCAGCUGCCAGGACGACGCGCCGCAAGCGGCCCGGCACCGCACCGGCAACAACCAAAAGAUCAUCGCGAACAAAGCAGAUCUUGCGCUUCUGUCUCCGACCAAAAAGAGGAAGCUGCGUGGUGUGAAGCAGAAGCGCCUACUUCGUCCAGUCGCUUUGAUCUGGCUUUGACCAAAAUGAGCAUAAAUCUCCCGGACAUGUCGCCGAAGAAAGUUAUGGCGAAGCUUCGCAGACUGGGCGAUGCCUCUGCGACGACAGGGAGCCGGGGCGAAGACUUCAGGUCCGAGCAUCGUCUUGCACAAAGAAUCCAGAGCUCCCUUCAAACCGCGGGGCAGUGCUGUUUUUACUCUGCCUCUACUGCGCCGGGCACCACGAGCCUCUCUUCACGUUCCAACAGCUCCAGCUCUGCGUCGGCGUCACCUGCGCU